Molecule: messenger RNA, 4940 nt
Organism: Eleginops maclovinus (Patagonian blennie)
Lineage: Eukaryota; Metazoa; Chordata; Actinopteri; Perciformes; Eleginopidae
Gene: nck1b
Product: NCK adaptor protein 1b
Biological process (GO): negative regulation of PERK-mediated unfolded protein response; negative regulation of endoplasmic reticulum stress-induced eIF2 alpha phosphorylation; signal transduction
Molecular function (GO): receptor tyrosine kinase binding; ephrin receptor binding; signaling adaptor activity
Source: RefSeq, a predicted model, not a curated record
ACUGACAGCGCCGCGGUCCAAUCAGCGCAGAGCCGAUUCCCCUGCAGCCAGUCAGAUGCGGUGGGCGGGACCCAUGAAAUCUGAACAGCUUGUGAGGAGGCUGCCGCUGCUAAGCUAGCCUAGCUGUGCUUCAGAGCAGUGACAUGCUUUGAUAUAGAAAUGCUAUUCCAACGGGGCACAGCGUCUCAUCUGCUAGGCUAGCCUGUUGGAGUGGAAACUGCCAGUAACGAGGAUUCUGGAGACCAUUUCCAGACAUUGAAGAUUCCCUCUAAAGGAGAUAAAGAAGAAUUCAGGUCGACCGAGAAGUACCUGAGCCCUUGAAGUUCUCAGCUUUGAUGCAGUACAGUGUACCGGGUGCAAGAUGACGGAAGAGGUGAUUGUCAUCGCCAAGUUCGACUACAUGGCCCAGCAGGACCAGGAGCUGGACAUCAAGAAGAACGAGCGCCUGUGGCUCCUGGACGACUCCAAGUCCUGGUGGAGGGUCCGGAACGCCACCAACAAAACGGGCUUCGUGCCGUCCAACUAUGUGGAGAGGAAAAACAGCGCCAGGAAGGCUUCCAUCGUCAAGAACCUCAAGGACACACUCGGGAUUGGGAAGGUGAAGAGCAGGAAGGGGGGGAUGAGAGACACGGCGUCCAACGCAGACACAGACAUGUACGAUAACGGCGAGCGUCUGUACGACCUCAACCUGCCGGCGCUGGUGAAGUUCAGCUACACGGCGGAGCGCGAGGACGAGCUGUCUCUGGUGAAAGGCACGCGGGUGGUGGUGAUGGAGAAGUGCAGCGACGGCUGGUGGCGCGGCAGCUACAACGGACGCUCCGGCUGGUUCCCCUCCAACUAUGUAACGGAGGACAUGGAUGGGACGGCGGGGGGAGGGGGCGGGCUCGGAGACCCGGCCGGAUCGCUGACGGAGAAGCUGGCGGCCGUGGUGAACAGCACCGCCAACGGGAACCGGGUGCUACACACGGUCCAGGCACUCUACCCCUUCGGCUCCGGCAACGACGAGGAGCUGAACUUUGAGAAGGGCGAGGUGAUGGAGGUGGUGGAGAAGCCUGAGAACGACCCCGAGUGGUGGAAGUGUCGCAAAGCGGACGGACAGCUGGGAUUGGUGCCUAAAAACUACGUCACUGUGCUGGACUCCACCUCGUAUAACCCGGAGCAGGGGCCCGCCGGGCCGCCCACGCCCGACUGUGACUACAUCACGCCCUCCACUGUCGGGCGCUUCGCUGGGAAGGAGUGGUACUACGGGAAGGUGACGCGCCACCAGGCGGAGGUGGCCCUCAACCAGAGGGGCGUCGAGGGGGACUUCCUCAUCCGGGACAGCGAGUCAUCGCCAAACGACUUCUCCAUCUCCCUGAAGGCGCAGAGCAAGAACAAGCAUUUCAAGGUGCAGCUGAAGGAGAGCCUUUACUGCAUUGGACAGCGCAAGUUCAACUCCAUGGAGGAGCUUGUGGAACACUACAAAAAGGCCCCCAUCUUCACCAGCGAGCAGGGAGACAAACUGUACCUGGUCAAGGCCCUGGCCGCCUCCUGAUCCCGCCCUGCUGCACACUUCCACACCGGAACACACACAUAUACAUUAACUGCAUCCAUAUAUACACAGAUAACCUACGGCAGAACACACACUAACACGUAAACUCCAAGCCCGGGGACUCGACGCGUCGCCAGGACUUUAAUGCCCGAUUUGUGAGCAUUCCAAGAGGAGGUAUGGGGAAAAGCAUGGGAGAAACACGGAGGAAGGAAAAAGGGGGAGACAAAGAGACGAUAUGGACUCCUGAGAGUUGACUACAGACCUCUUGGUCGCCUAUUUUAAAUUAUCCAGAUGUGUUAGGUCAUAGGCGAUGCCAUGUAUUUCCACCUUGAUACCUAUUAGAGUUGCAUUUAGUUCCUUCCUUUGUGUUUGUUGAUAAUAUAUAAUCUUUUAACUGUUUGUUUUUAACUGUCUCCAAACACACACAACCCCCCCGACCCGUAUUCUUUAGCAAACCAUCCUGCAGAACUCAUCUUUUUUGUGUUGUCUGUCUUAAUCCGUUCUCUUAUGAUUGUGGACGCACUAAUCCACGACUUCUGCUAAUCACGAAUAAAAAAAAUGAAGUGACCAAAAUAUAUUUAUUGAUAACGAUUCUGUUAGGCGGCGAUCGGAGUGUCACAGAUCUGCGGAUUCCUCUUCUCGUGCAAACUAGUUGUCUUUGCGUGUGUCACAUAUUGCUGUAUCCAUAUCAUGUGAAUGUUACAAAGCCGAGGCAUCAGUGUGCAGUGUGGGGGGGGGCGACUUUGCAUGUGUGCAUGCAGAAAAGUGUCUGUCAUCUCCAGAAACAGUGUGUCCGCAGAGGUCAUGUGCAGUGCUUUCCCUCAGAGUCACAAGGCUGAACAUGCAGAGUGAUUGACAGCUGAUGCAUCCUCCCUGAUGUUGCCAAAGGGGACGCUUCUCUGCACAUGUCGAGGGCGGAGAGGGGUGGGUGUGCGCUGACUAACAGUCCUGUGGAGCAGGGAGUGGGGAAAUAGCAAAAGCAUGAUGUCACCGCUCCUGAAUUAGUGAUCACUGGAGGAGUUACGGGGUCGUCCAGGGGUCGCGUUAGUGCGGUCGCAUUGAAUAUACAUCAAGCUAGGAGAGGAGACUUCCUCACAAGGUUUUCAAGAGGUGGAAGAAAGGCUUGAUGUUUAUCCGGGCAUUUAAUCCCAAAAUGUCUUAAGAAGUCUCCUAGCUUAUGGUCUGUCUGUCAGCUCAGAGUCCUGUUGUGAGCGUGGAAAUAUUGAGGACUCCAAAGUUUUAGGAUGUAAAGUACGGGUCCCCAGCACAUAGAAACUGCCAGGGUGCUCGCGUGCACAUGUUGGGCAAUUAGCACAAUUAGCAUAUGCAGACAAUAGCUAACACAUUUCUUGGCUGAUUUGGACUAUUUUGCAGUGGUUUCUGACAUUUUCAGGAUAGAAUGUGACACUUUUAACCAUAUUUGUACUCCUAAUGGGUUAUCAUUUUAAUUUUGGGUCGGUUUUAAUGUUUUAGGGGACUCAAGACUGCCAGUUGUGAUCUGAAACAUGUCUAAUAAAACCACUCCAGAAUUGUCCACUAUUGUCUGAAUGUGCUAAUUAAUGCAACUUCUGCUAAUUGUGCACAUUUCCCCCAACUGCAAGUUAGCAUCCAGAUGUUUCUAUGUGCUGGGGACCCGUACUAUUACAUAAAGCUUUGGGGUCUCAAUAUUCCUGGGUUCACGGUGCUGGCAGGGAGACUAUUGGGGGGAAUUUAGCUUGUUUGUCAAACCCAGCAGAGCCGCUGGUUUGUAUUUACAGUGAUGGGUUAGUCGUCGAGUGAAAAUGGACCAAGUAGUAGUUUGAAUGUCGUGGGGCAGCGAGCAGUAGGAGCUGCGUUGGCAGGGGGCUCAGGGGAGAUGAUGGUGAUGAGCUCUCCAGCUGUUGGACCCGAGCUCGGAGAAAAUAGAGAGAGAUUGGGGGAGGAGGAGGGAGGGAUUUCAUAGAGGAGCAAUGGAAAAAUGGACCCUGAAAAACAAAAGCAGUGAUCUGGGGAGGAGACUGGGGGUAAUGUGUUUCCACUGAGUGUCUGGAUUAGUGAUUUCCAGGCACUAACAGGCGGGGAAGGGAACCGAGGCCAAAGCUGAUGUAUCAUAGUUUGAGGAUGAAACAUGUUGGAUGGCUUUUUAAAGUUCUGAUUAAUCCAAGCAUGAGAAAGUCAGUCGUGCCACAAAGAACACAAACAUGGGUGUUAACCUCUCUCUCUCUCCGUCCCCCCGCUGAUGGAUAUUGCUAUUCAUACAAGAGCUGGAGCCGUGCAGGAUGGAUUAUGAACAGGGCAAACAAUUACCUUUCACUUUGAUUCAUGGCAACUUCUAAUUAUGCACUUGCAGCGACUUUAAGUUUGCAUUAAACGGGACAAAAACAUUCCAGGAGUAAGAAAAGGCUCCUGUUUGGACUCGGAAAAGCUCUUGUUGGAUGUGGUGGAAAAUGUCCGUCAGAAUCGUUUAUUUUGGGUGAAAAAAACAUGAUGUGAAUCCAGUUUGUUGUCAUUUCUCACAAUUAAUUUCUGGCUUUUCUUCCUCUGAUAUGAGAGAUAGUAAUAACCUGUGAACUCCCCUCCCUCCAGAUUUGAAGCAUCUGCAAUAUAACGCAGCAUGAGUGACACACGAUGACCGUGCCCCAGUUUGAAGGAUGAGGAGAUUUUAAUGUGCCUUCACAGCUUUCUGUCAACCAAAGGUUAAACGUCCUAUUUUUUUUAUCGUGUCCUCCCACUUCUGUUGUCACCUCUUUGGUUAAAGCUUUGCAUGUGCGUCAGUCUGCGAUGUGUGGGGGUGUCAUCCUUUAUCGAGAAGGGGGUGUUUCCUCGUUUAGCUGAAAAACGUUUGUUUGUCACGCAUUAAAUGCCCAUUGGUGAUAUUGUGUGUAGUUCAAGUGACCUUACCUUUGCAGAUCUCAUCAAGUAUGACUUCUUAAACGCCUACCUGUACAUAUACUGAUGUUCAUUCAGAGCCCCGCAGGUGUGAUGUAAUCAUGACCUGAAUCUCAUGUAACGGCAUCCCAUAUCCCCCCCAUGUUUCCAAGGAAAUAGUCUGUAUGCGUUUCAUAUGAGACCAGUGUAAGACAUUCACUUUUAGCCACUUAAAUAUGUACAAAAAAAUACUUACAUGUGUUACUUGAUAUUGGAUUACAGAACCGCAGCAUCUCCUCGCAUAGGUAUCGUUAUUAACUGGGAGUUCUCUUUUCACUUUACACCAACGGAGGCCGCAUGAGCAGAGCCUUGUAGCUGUACAGAAAUGGGUUUGCUUAUGAAGACACGGGGGUCAGUGGUGACGGAUAUUAUCGAGAGGUCGUUUGUCAAAUCAAGAAACUACAGAGCAGCUGGGAACCACUUUUCUAGUCCACUAACCAAUCCUGAGAUGAUCUUGACUCUGAUGUCUCGAUGAUAUCCCGAAUAAACGACCGUGCUUUUA